ACGAGCCGGAGUCUGCUCCGGCCCUCUCGGGUCAGCUGCCGUCGUACCGAAUCGGAGACUGGCUGAGGGUCAACUGCAGCUCGGGCCCGGCCAUGCCGCCUCCGGACCUCACCUGGUACAUCAACGGGGAGCAGGUGCCGCCCCACCUGGUGCGCUCCUUCCGACUUCCAGCCACCGAGUACCUGGCCACGUCGGUACUCCAGCUGGUCUCAGAGGUGCGGCACACGUUUUUCCGGGACGGAAUAAUGAACCUGAAAUGUGUCAGCACCAUCGGUGAUCUCUAUUGGAAGAGUAAAAAGACGCUGAUCGCCCAGCUAGGCGAUGUGAGCAGGGAGGCUCACAGUCAGCUUCAUAACAAAACCGCCGGGGUUCGAACCUCGUGGACCGUGCUGGGCGUCCUGGUCGUGCUGGCUGGGGUGGUCAACCAGCUGAUUUGAGCUGCCGCAGCGCAGGGAAGACGAGCUGGCGCAGCUGAAAAGGAGUUGGCGAAGUUAAAGAGAAGCUGGCGAAGUUGAAGAGGAGCGCUCCAGAGGAACUAACACAUUUCAUAAAGCUAACGCAGAUGGGUAUACGUUGUCGCAAAUGUGAUCUAGAGUUGCACAUUAGUACAGAGAUGCACAUGCACUGCAUCUCUGUACGGAACUUGAACGACUUGGAAUAGCUGUGAGCACCAGAUAAGCUGGCGCAGUUCCGUGUCAAAGCUGCUGCAGCUCUGUGUCAGAGCUGGUGUAGCUCCGAAUCAGGCCUGACGUAGCUCUGCGUCAAGCAAGCGCGGCUUUAGAUGAGCUGCCCCACCGCGAGCUGGCGCAGCUCUCCCGAGCCGCCCCGCGGAGGUGGAUGAUCAGCGGUGCGCUGAUGGGCCGGUGGCGGCUCCCAUGUGCUCAACUGGUGACUGGUGCACCCCUGUGUCUGCCACACUGGCCCCGGAUGGUGUAGGUGUGUGUCGCGGAAAUUAGACGGAUACGGGGACGGGUUCAAACGUUCGGCCGACGUAGUUGCUGUCGUCAUAGAGAUCUUAUACAUAGAGAUGACAUGCACUUAAAAUCGUGGCGAUUCAGUGGGUCUUUUUAAGCAACUUAUUUUCAGCCAGUAGCGUGCCAAUAUGGCUGAGGCAUUGUUAGUCUGAAGAAAUCAUUACGGAGCGAGC
Molecule: messenger RNA, 1147 nt
Organism: Amphibalanus amphitrite
Lineage: Eukaryota; Metazoa; Arthropoda; Thecostraca; Balanomorpha; Balanidae
Exons: 3
Source: RefSeq, a predicted model, not a curated record